AUGGACUCGUCGGUUUGCAGCGACAUGACGCGCGAGGCGCUCGGCGACCUCUACGGCUUCAACCAAUACAAGAAUCAACGGCACUAUACUGUGCCGAAUCAACUAUUCGCCAAUCAAUUCCAAUACGAUGCCGUCCACCUGCUCGGCGUCGUCGAGCGGUAUCAACAAAAGUGGAAGCACGCCGACCAGCUCGCCAACGACUUGGACGACAAAUGCCGACAGCACGAGGAUGCCGCCUUCGCCAAGGACGAGAGGAUUCGGAAGCUUGAAGCGGAACGAUGCCCGAGCGCAACUCGCUGCGCAGCUUUCGGAGAGCAACGCGCUCGAAAGUACUACACGGAUUUCCUGCGUCCCCCGCUCGCGCCCAUCUACCGGCCCACCGCCGAGGAGUUCACCGAUCCGAUCGCAUACGUCGCCAAAAUCAAGCCGGAAGCCGAGAAGUAUGGUGUGGUGAAGAUUGUGCCCCCAUCGGAUUUCGUGCCAACUUUCGCGAUCAACGGGUCCACGUUCAAGUUCACGCCGCGCGUGCAAAAGCUCAACGAGAUCGAGGCGUCGAUUCGCGAGCGGCUUCAGGGCAUCAACCUCGACAUCGACUGCUCGACCGACAAGCUCGUGGAGGCGGGCUCGAAUUUCGGCUUCUACGACGCGAACACCUCCUACAAUCUCGACACUUUCCGCGAAUUUGCCGACAAAUUCAAGAAGGAGUACUCUCGGAAGCCUCUCAAGGAGAUCACGCUCGAAGAGGUGGAGAAGGAAUCCUGGUGGGACAUCAUACGCGAGGAGGCCGUUUCCGUCAAGUACGGCGCCGACUUGCGUGUUGAUAAGAAACAGGCCACGAAACAGGAGCAGCAAGAUGGAAUGAGAAGCGUC
This is a messenger RNA of Mesorhabditis spiculigera, 870 nucleotides long. The record is from the annotation of a GenBank genome assembly. NCBI's taxonomy places the organism in Eukaryota, Metazoa, Nematoda, Chromadorea, Rhabditida, Rhabditidae.